AUGAAGUGCCUCCUGCUUGCCCUGGGCUUGGCCCUCAUGUGUGGCAUCCAGGCCACCAACAUCCCCCAGACGAUGCAGGACCUGGACCUCCAGGAGGUGGCGGGGAAGUGGCACUCCGUGGCCAUGGCGGCCAGCGACAUCUCCCUCCUGGACUCCGAGAGUGCCCCUCUGAGAGUGUACAUCGAGAAGCUGAGGCCCACCCCCGAGGACAACCUGGAGAUCAUCCUGCGUGAAGGGGAGAACAAAGGGUGUGCUGAGAAGAAGAUCUUUGCAGAAAAGACUGAGAGCCCAGCGGAGUUCAAGAUCAACUACCUGGAUGAGGACACGGUCUUUGCGCUUGACACCGACUACAAGAACUACCUGUUCCUCUGCAUGAAGAACGCGGCCACACCCGGGCAGAGCCUGGUCUGCCAGUACCUGGCCAGGACCCAGAUGGUCGAUGAGGAGAUCAUGGAGAAAUUCCGCAGAGCCCUCCAGCCUCUGCCUGGGCGUGUCCAGAUUGUCCCGGACCUGACCCGGAUGGCAGAGCGGUGCCGCAUCUAGGCGAGCUCCAGCCCGUCCGCCUCCUGGGGGCCCGGGAGCCUCGGCCCCUCUGCAGAGACGCCGUCAGCCCCUCCUCCCUGUCAGAGGAAUCAGGAGGGACAGAGACCAAGGCGGCUGCUGGACGUCGCUCCUCCUGGGACGAGGCACCUCGGGUCCCAGCCUCCAUCUCCUGCUCUGAGCCAUGCCUCCUUCAGCAGUAAAGAAAUAAACC
Molecule: messenger RNA, 754 nt
Organism: Equus caballus (horse)
Lineage: Eukaryota; Metazoa; Chordata; Mammalia; Perissodactyla; Equidae
Gene: LGB1
Product: beta-lactoglobulin I
Molecular function (GO): small molecule binding
Source: RefSeq, marked validated